AUGGAAGAGAACUUGGCUGAAGUUAUGCAGGGCAUGUCGCUCGGAGAAGAUAAGUCGAUUAUCAUCCCCGAUGAAGAUGAGUAUUGCGCAAUGGACAGAGGAGGCAGAAGUAUUCUAGGACGCCUGCUGAAUCCUGACUGUCAAAAUAUGGGAAGAAUGUUGAAGACGAUGCCGAAGAUCUGGAAGGUUUAUGAAAGAGUAAGAGGUAUUGCUUUGACUAAGGAAAAGUUUCAAUUCUUCGACCUGGAAACAAACAUUCAGACAGUGUUGCGUCAGGGUUUCUGGACCUUUGAUGACUGGGGGAUGGCAAUGGAACGUUGGGUUGAACAUCCUCCGCCCAAUUAUCUCCAAACUGCAACCAUCUGGGUGCGACUUCACAAUCUUCCGGUGAAUUAUUUCACCAUGAAAACAAUUGAUAUUGUUGCUGAUUGCAUCGGACAUGUGGAGGUGAUAGAAUUUGAUCCGGAGAAGCCUCUUCUGAAUGACUAUGUUCGAGUACAGGUUACUUUGGAUCUUAAUCAACUUAUAAGGGACAGGAAAUCUAUUAGCCUACCAGGGGGCAGAGUUGAAUAUGUAGAUGUGAAGUAUGAAAGAGUAAGGGAAAAGUGUUUCCACUGCCUCCGCCUUUCUCAUGAGAAGCUGAAGUGUCCCCUCUAUCAAGGUUUGAAGAAUAAAGGCAAAUGUAUUGCUUCUCGUCCUCAAGGGAUGAAGGAAGGUCAAUCUUCAGGAACCAGGCAGCAUCAUAAUGACCUUGCUGAGAGAUUGAUGCCAUUACUGGCACCGUCGGUCCCUCCUGGCUUUGAGCCUCUCCCAACGCUGGUGGCUCCUGAAGUUUUUGAACAGAUGAAGAUCUAUAUGAGUUGCGCGGACCCAGAGGAGAGAAGCAUUAGGGAAGCAAAGAUGAGAAAAACGUUAAACGAGUUAUCCAAAGACCCCAUUGCGCAGAGAGCCUGUCUACGCUUAGAAAUGGCCCCCACCAUAUCAACGGAGAUCAACAGAUACAGAGGGAAAGUUUUUGAUCUUAGUAGAGUGCAGGAAAAACAGUUACAUUAG
Messenger RNA from Brassica napus (rape), 1053 nucleotides. RefSeq lists its product as uncharacterized. Lineage: Eukaryota; Viridiplantae; Streptophyta; Magnoliopsida; Brassicales; Brassicaceae. The transcript has a single exon. The record is from RefSeq and is a predicted model, not a curated record. The coding region runs from base 1 to 1053 and encodes 350 amino acids.